This is a messenger RNA of Carassius carassius (crucian carp), 1861 nucleotides long. It is a transcript of the gene b3gnt5b, whose product is annotated as UDP-GlcNAc:betaGal beta-1,3-N-acetylglucosaminyltransferase 5b. Gene Ontology annotation, biological process: brain development. Gene Ontology annotation, cellular component: membrane. NCBI's taxonomy places the organism in Eukaryota, Metazoa, Chordata, Actinopteri, Cypriniformes, Cyprinidae. The coding region runs from base 645 to 1784 and encodes 379 amino acids. The transcript is spliced from 2 exons. The record is from RefSeq and is a predicted model, not a curated record.
GAAGAGAGUCGCUGUCGUAACCAACGGUUUGACUUCUGUAAUCUAAAAAAGUGCACUAGGUUAUGUAAUAUAGCAACUGAAUUUUAAUAUCAUUUGUAAGCGGGGAGGGGCAGUUUUUCAGAUACGUUUAUUAAUGGAAGUUAUUAUAAAUUGUUAUCAAUCUAGGUUUACAUUUGUGGAACCUGGUCACCAAACAGACAGCCAGAGCGUCUCCUUUAACAUUAAUUUCAACCAACACGGGAGUGUCCUUCGUUACUCAAACACACUCACUCUUUGCGGAUAGGUCACUUCACGAUAACUUCUGGAGGGAAAGCUUCGAUGCCAAGUAAAAACAGCACCAUGUGUUGCUCUGGCUGGACACAGAUGUCUGAAACUGCUCUAGAGGAAAGUUCACGUUUAGCCUAGCCGAUGAAGACGCACUUGAGCUCGGAGCUUUAAUUAAAACAUGCUGCGAAUCGACCUGACUUUCUCAAUCACACCGGAAGCACCUCAUUGGUCUUUUUUCUUGACAAAGGCGUCAACAUCAAUGCCAGCUGAGCAAUCCGGGUCCCGACUAUUUCCUCAUCUCACAUUGGAACCCAGCCUUGGACAGGGUUUGAAGACUGCUAUGACUAGAUGACAGAACCAGGAAGUUCAGAGGAGCCAUGAUAUUUCUCAAAAUGCCUAGAUUAAAAAGAAAACAGCUACAUCUAAUAAUAAUAUGCUUUAGUGCUUUAGUGCUCAUGGCGUACUGGGAAAAGAUCGACAAUAACAUUGUAACCCAUGUAAUGUCUUUCUCGUACCGCUAUCUUCUCAAUAGCUUCACGUUCAUUAACACAAGCUUUAGAGUCAAUCCCGAAGACGCUAUCAAGUACAGCAACCACAGAUACCUAAUAAACCACGAGAGGAAGUGUGGUGAAAAAGACGUUCUUCUCCUGCUGUUUGUGAAAAGCUCCUCUGAGAACUUUGAAAGAAGACGGGCCAUUCGCUCUACUUGGGGAAACGAGGCGUACAUUGAAAGGAUGCUGGGUGUUACUGUAAGGGUGUUGUUCGCUCUUGGCCUCCACCCUGAACCAGAGCAAAGAAGACGACUUCAGAUACAACUGUUGUUUGAGGACCAAAGAUAUCAUGACCUCAUCCAGCAGGACUUCAUAGACACCUUCCACAAUCUUACUCGGAAGCUACUUUUGCAGCUUGGCUGGAAAGAAACCUACUGUCCCCGUGCACAGUUCCUAAUGUCUGCAGAUGACGACGUCUUUGUCCACAUUCCCAACUUAAUUCACUUCUUGCAAGGGAUCGGUCGCAGUAAUGCCAAAAACCUUUGGAUAGGAAGGGUGCACCACGGUUCACCACCUGUCCGAGACAAAGAAAGCAAAUAUUACGUUUCCCAAGACUUGUACCCAUGGUUGUCUUACCCAGACUAUACCCCUGGCUCUGGGUAUGUCCUCUCCAGAGAUGUGGCUACCAAAAUCUAUCAAGCUGCACUCACCAUAAACGCUUCCUUUCACAUCGAUGACGUCUUCCUCGGGAUCUGCGCCAAAGUGAUAAACAUUGCUCCCAAGGACCAUGCGUUCUUUUCGGGAGAGGGAAAAGCUCCUUAUCACCCUUGUAUCUACAACCAGAUGAUGACUUCACAUGGACACGUCAGCGAUUUUCAUGAAAUGUGGAAGCGUGUAACAGAAGCCGAAGCUGGUCAGAUAUCCUCAGGACUGAUUUGGAGGCUCUACUGUACUGUCACGAAAGUGAGGCUCCUAUGCGUACCAUUUCUUUCAAACUCUUACCCAUGCAAGGCAGCUUUUUUUUGAAUAUGACAGUUUUUAAAAUUGAUAAGAACUCAUAUAUAUAUAUAUAUAUAUAUAUAUAUAUAUAUAUAUAUAUAUGU